Messenger RNA from Alnus glutinosa, 949 nucleotides. Its product is annotated as protein PYRICULARIA ORYZAE RESISTANCE 21-like. Lineage: Eukaryota; Viridiplantae; Streptophyta; Magnoliopsida; Fagales; Betulaceae. The coding region runs from base 148 to 771 and encodes 207 amino acids. Gene Ontology annotation, molecular function: metal ion binding. The transcript is spliced from 3 exons. Gene Ontology annotation, biological process: regulation of defense response to fungus. The record is from RefSeq and is a predicted model, not a curated record.
UUUGGCCAUCCCUAAAUAAACAUAAUCGUUCCGUGCGUCUCCGCUUUAGCUCUUCAGCCAUACAUAGUCUACACUUUUUAUUAGUCUAUAUAAAGCAGUCUCUUCAACUGCUCUGAGGCUAAGUAAGAUUGAUGUGAGGUCACAGCCAUGGCGGAGAAGGUCGUCACAACAAUGAUGGUGCUGAAGGUUGUUGAUCUUCAGUGCUGUCGCUGCUACAAGAAGGUGAAGAAAGUUCUAUGUAAAUUCCCACAAGUACAAGACCAGAUAUACGACGAGAAGCAAAACAAGGUGACAAUCAAAGUGGUGAGCUCCUGUCCCGAAAAGAUUAUGCAAAAGAUACGCUGCAAGGGUGGUAAAUGCAUUAUGUGCAUUGAGAUCAAACCUCCACCUCCUCCGCCCCCGGGCCCGAAGCUUUCAACUCCUCCUGCCCAGAAGCGGGAUAAGACUCCUCCACGGCCUCCUCCGCCGCCUUGCAAGGUCCCUGUGUUUAUACCGGUUUGCUUACCACCUUACCCGAUUGAUGUGCGUUGCAAACCAUGUCCUGGCCAGCCGCUCCCUUGUUCUUGUGGUUGUGGUGGGUCUAGGGGUUGCAACGUGAGCCGCCAGCCGCUCCCCUGUUCUUGUGGUUGUGGUGGGUCUAGGGGUUGCAACGUGAGCCGCCCUGGCCAGCCGCUCCCCUGUUCUUGUGGUUGUGGUGGGUCUAGGGGUUGCUACGUGAGCCGCUGUGAUUACUUUUGUGAAGAAAAUCCAUCAGAAUGCAGAGUCAUGUAAAUGGAAGUGCAUGCUUGUUUCCUCUGUUAUGCGUUGUUAUACGUAUAUGGGUCUUCUUUACUCUUGCUUCAUAGGAUUAGAAACUAUUAGUAAGGUUUAUGAGUGCUACAUGAAGUUGUAAUCAUGACUUUUAAAUAAAAGAAGUUUCCUAGCUAAUUAAUAACUAAAUUCUAUCAUC